ACUUACGCACACACGCAUGGGGGACUUCUCGCACACUCUCGCGUCCAAAGGGACAAGUUUUCAAGCGCCGCCAACAAUAAACGCAGUAACCAAGCAAAAUGGACAAUAAUUGCUAGCUGAAUUUCAGCGCAAUUUCAGGGCGGCGGGUUAAAUGGCCAAUUUGCGUUGCAAGCACUCCUGCGGGAAGUGGCGCGGCGAUCCCGCUAGCUGGGCCCGCUGCGUUCAAGUUUCCCCUUUCAUUCGAAUCGGCGGAAGUUGCAGAAAAACAAACAGCGGCUCGCAUACAAGGCGAAAAUCUGCAAUGAGCACAUGCUAGAGCGCCAUGAGCUCGCCCGACGACACCCCCGGACCGUCGAAGUCACACACCAAGAAGCGCGAAAAGUCCUCCUCGCGCAGCUCCAGCAUCGAGUUCCUCCCCGACCGCCCGGCCGGGCCCAGCAACGGACAUGGUCCGGCCACUUCGCCCGGAUCCGGAUAUUUUGGCAACCGUAGUCCCAGUGGUGGCCGCAGCCCGGUCGGAGGUCGCAGCCCCGCCGUCGGCAUGGGACCCAGCAACAUGCGCGACCGCCUCCUGGUGGCCAAUGCCCUGGCCAGAGAGCUGUCGCUCAGCUCGGGAAACGAGGACACUGCUAGCUCCUCAUCGCCGCACAUGAAUGGCGAGGAGAACGGUGGCGCCAUGAACGGCGCCAAGAAGAAGAAAAAGAAGAGCAAGCGGGCUCGCGAACGCUUGCUAUCGGGAGAAGUGGCUCUCAUCGGCUGGACCGGGGGAUACCCGAAGCUCUCCACGUCGCACAGCAUUGACAGCAGCUCGGAUCUGGACUCGCAGUCGCCAGUCGAGCUGCGAGCGCUCGUCAACAGUGGCCUACGGGUGUUUCCCAGGGAGGCGUUGCAGGGACCUGAGAUGGCAGAGCCAGCUGAAGGCCAAGUCGAGGUGGGAGCCUCAGUGGAUGAAGAGGAGAGGAAGGUGGAGAAGCCGAAGCAGCAUCAACACCAGACCCAGCAGCAGCAGCAGCAGCCGCCGCCGCAGCCCCAAACGCAAGAUCAAGAGCAGCAGCAGGCACUGUCGCUUGCCACGCCUCCAUCGCCGGAGUCCUCUUUGUCCUCCAGCUUCGAUUCAGAACGAAAUGGCAUGCCGGCAGCAACGCCGCCAGCAAUUGAGACUCAAACUGAUCGGGAUAGGGAGCCGGAGCCGGAGCCGGAGCGGGAUCGGGAUCGGGAGUUGAAACCAACCGAUCAAGAAACUCAGACCGAGCCCGUGCCGGAAUCAGAGGUUGAAACAACUAGUACAAAUUUAACAACGAGCAACUCCUCCAACCCGGCGCCACACAGUCCAACCACCAUGCAACAAACAGAGUUAGACAACCAGGAUGAAGAUGAGAAUGAGCCGGAGCAGGUACCGAACCCAAAACCGGAGCCGGAGCCAGAGCCAGAGCCGGAGCCGGAACUGGAAACGGAGAAGCAGCAAGCCAAGGAGGAGGAGCAGCCAACCAAGAAGAAGGAGCCACAGCCGGAAAAAGAGGAAAUAGAUAUGGACCUGGAGAUCAUCGAGCAGAAGCCGGUCCAGGCCGUAGUCAUUGAAAUCGACGACGACGACGAUGAUGAGGAUGUGGUUUCGUCACCAAACCGAUCUCUCAAGCGGGCAGCCAGCUCUCCCCAACAGGAUCCGGCCAAGGAGGAGCCAGCUCAGUCAUCGUCGCCCAAACGUCCCAACCAAGAAGACGCUGCCACUGCCAGCGACCAAGAGAAGCCACAAAGCUCCCAGGAUCCCACCCAGCAGGACGCUCAGACCGUGUCUGAGCUGGAUCAGGAACUCCGCAAGGAAGCCCAACCCGAGGCCAUCGCGAAGCCGGAGCCACCGCCCACUCCGUUGGGAAACCUGAAACUGAAGGCCACCGACGAGUUCUAUCGCCUGCCCUUCGCCUACGGCUGGAAACGGGAGCUGGUGCUGCCCAGCAACGGAAAUCCGAAGCGCCGCACCGGCGACGUCUUCUUCAUCGCCCCCAGCGGCAGGAAGUUGCGCUCCCGCGAAGACAUCAUUCCGUUGCUAGAAGGUGAACUGACCAUUGAGCAUUUCUGCUUUCAGCGCCAGCCGCAGGAGGCGGGGCCGGAGUGGGAGCUGGUGCGUCGGGCCACGCCCGCCCCGCAGCGCGCCAAAUCCCAGGCACAGGCCCAGGCUCUGCAGUCGGCCCCCCUGGCUGUGACAGGAAAGCGUGUCUCCAAGCCGAAGGUGCCGAAAGGCGCCAGUCCGCCGUCCGAGGGCUGGACAGCCACUAGCGCGGUGAAGGGCAACGCUAGGGUCUUGGCUGCCAGCAACGGGAGCGGCGGAGCAGCCGGAGGAGGCGGCGCUGCAGCCGGGCCAUCGGGCUCGGCCACUUCCCGCAAGCGAAGCUCCGUGGCCAAGACCCCGAUCAGGGGACCCAAUUGCAUAACCUGUCAGGGACCACUGAUGCUGCCCAAGCAGCAAGGCUCUCCCAAGAGCAACAUCUGUCUGAACUGCUGGAAGUCCAGACUGGUGAAGAAGCCCACUGCUGGCGAGGCAAUGGAUGUCGACAUGACCUUGAUGCACGCCCGAGCGUUUACUCCGGACCAAGACGACACUGUCAGCGGCUCCAGCUUGAUGGAGAUUGCCGAGGAGAUCGAGCUGCCCGGCCAGCUGCCGCCGGCUCAGCUCCUCACCGAUGUGGUGCCCAGGUGCCGCUCGCCCAGGGAGCAGGAGGUGGUGGUGAUCGGCGGCCGCAAGGCCAUCGCCAUUCUCGCAGAUCCGCCGCGUCCGCGCAUGAAAUUGGUGCCGCGUCCCCCGGACUUGACCAGCUAUGAUAAGAUCUACAACAAGCGCAUUCUGUCGAAGAAGCCGCGCCUCGACCUGGUCUCGUCCGUGACCGACGCCCAAAACGGCUGCCAGGUGUUGUUGGCCAUCAUGAAGACCAUGAGCCUGCAGGAGAGGGCCAACAUGUCGCGCGUGUGCAAGACCUGGGCCAUGGUCAGCCGCGAGAUGAGCGUGUGGCGCACUGUCUGCCUCCGGGACACGCUGAUCGGCAACUGGGUGUACUUCCUACGCGAGCUGGCGCGCCAUCGCACCCGCGAGCUGGACAUGAUGGGCGUGGUGAUGAACAAGCCCCAGAUCCGGAUGACCGGGGAUAUGCGCGUCCUGAAGGCCCUGCGUGUCCUGCGCACUGAUCCCUGCGACUCGGAGUUCCUGCAACUGGUCUUCCGCACGCUGCCGCAUCUCUUGGAGCUCCGCACGAACUGCAUCAGCAGCUCCCUCAGCCUGGUCAACCUGGACCGCAUGGAGGGCCUGCGCGUGCUCCGCCUGCACAUGUCGGACCUGAAAGGCACGGUCACCUCGUUCGGCACCCUGUCCAAGAUGAAGCAUCUGCGGGAGCUGAGCCUGCGCGGAGUGACCAACCUGGGGAAGAUGCCGCUGCAGCUGCUGAAGGGACUGCCGCUGCUGGAGGUGCUCACGCUGGGCUUUGGCCAGGACAUCGACUGCGUGAAGCUGGGAAGGGACGUGCUGCCGUCCAUGAAGUCGCUGCACAGCUUCCGGCUGGAAAACGAUCACCGCAGCAUGGCCCUCUUCCCGGUGGACGACAUUAUGGGGGGUCUGGCGCUGAUCGGCAAGAUGCGGCGCCUCGAGCUGCUCAACGUGGACGUGGACGACGGCUUUGGCGCCAUGCUUGCCCACUGCCCGACCAUCAAGGAGCUGCUGCUGACCCCCAACUGCAUGCACAAUGCCGCGAACAUGAUCAGCGCCGUGAUGCAGGCCGUCAGCAGCAACAGCGAGCAGCUGAGCGUGUUCCGGCUGGGACUGGUGAACCAGCUGCUGAGCGCCACCGGCAACCUGUACAAGGGCUCCGGCAAGGAUGUGAUACCCGUGCGCCGCCCAGUGCCCGGCAUUCCGGCCAGCGAUCCGCUCAAUCGCUGCUCCCCGGAGGACAACUGCCAGGAGACAUCGGACCACUCGCAGUGCGUUGCCUUCCUGCCCGUGGACCGGCUCGAGUCCAUUCUGCACCACAUGGUGCCCCAGGCCUGGCUCUCCGUCGCCAAGGUGGCCAUGUGCGACACGACCAAGCUGCAGUUCCUGCCGUAUCCGCGUGCCGCCAGCACCCCGGUGCCGGUUCCGGUUCCGGUGCCGGUGCCGGUGCCGGUGCCGUCCUCAGGGAAAUAGUUUCUAGCUCAUAAGUGUACCGCCUACCAGAGAAAUCCAAGACUGAGUCUUCGAGAGCCAUCACAAAAAUACAAAAGGAGAAAGAAAGAGAGAAUCUUGUGUUAAAGUUCAAGGAUCAAGGAAAGGAUUCUGACAAGAAAGAAAGAAAAUAAGGAAACCGCAACCGCAACCGAAAGAACGGGCAGAGUAUUAGUUAAUUUUGUGUUCUUAUCCCAGUUAGCUGCAAGGUGGCUAUAAACAGAAUUUUUGUAUUUUUUAGUUCUUUUUUUUUUUAAUAUGUUUAUGUAAUACGAAUAACGAACUCAUUUGGGACUCCCAGUUCCGGCCCAAGGAACGAGAGCUGGUCUCCCAACCACACUGGAGUGAGGAUGAAAGUGACACCCUUAUUUAGAAUAUGUUGUCUUUAAAGUAUAUAUUACAAUGUAAAGCGGUUUUCUCAAGCACAAUAAAAGGAAAAACUUAUA
Messenger RNA from Drosophila ananassae, 4629 nucleotides. RefSeq lists its product as uncharacterized. The transcript is spliced from 9 exons. Bases 323 to 4165 code for a protein of 1280 amino acids. NCBI's taxonomy places the organism in Eukaryota, Metazoa, Arthropoda, Insecta, Diptera, Drosophilidae. Gene Ontology annotation, molecular function: protein binding; DNA binding. The record is from RefSeq and is a predicted model, not a curated record.